AUGCAGCUCUCGUUUGCACUUGUCCUGACCGCUGUUGUCGCCACGCUCGGGGCCGAAGCCAACGUCCUCCAAGCCGGGUCGUGCGCCAUGUCGUGCAAGGGCCCCAAGACCGGGUUUUGCUCGGGCGUCGGCGCGCUUCCAACGGCGCUCUCAGCGACCACUUACAACAACGAGUGCGAGUGCCUCCAGGCCAAGUGCCUCAAGGGCAACGCGGUGCAGUGCUACGCCAAGCCGACCGCCGGCAAGUGCGACCCCAAGGCGCUCCUCAAGCUCAACGAACCCACCGCCAAGUCGCUCAAGCUCGUCUGCGGCUCCAACGGCGUCACGUACGACAACUACUUCCACCUCAAGGUCGCGCGCGAACUCGGCGGCAUCCAGUUCCUCCAGACGGGCAAGUGCACGUCGCAGUACAAGACGUGCAUGACCAACGUCAAGUGCUCCAACGAAGACAAGGUUCAAUACUGA
Saprolegnia diclina VS20 is the source of this 465-nucleotide messenger RNA. RefSeq lists its product as hypothetical. Gene Ontology annotation, molecular function: protein binding. NCBI's taxonomy places the organism in Eukaryota, Oomycota, Saprolegniomycetes, Saprolegniales, Saprolegniaceae. Bases 1 to 465 code for a protein of 154 amino acids. The transcript has 2 exons. The record is from RefSeq and is a predicted model, not a curated record.